AUGGAUUCCCUUGGAAACCCUUUGAGUCAACGAACAAAUGAACUUGCCAACCAAAGACUACAAUUCUACCAGGGAUGCGCCACUAUUGAGCUUCGUAAUUUACAUUUUGACGCAAGUCCUGUGCUUGGUACUCGGCCUUUAGAUCAGGGCAACGUUAACAGACUUAUCGAUAUUUUCGAAAUCGAAGGGUGCGGUAAUCUUGAGCCGGAACACAAGAUCGCCGCGCUAAUUGACCAACAAAUCUUGCAUACUGCACUUUCGAAAUCAAACCUCCAACCGCACUCACUACUUGACCCGACGAAUCAGUCACCUCUUUCCUUUGAAGGUGAUAUUCAGCUACCUUGUAUCUAUGGAAGGCAUCGUAUCAAUGCCGCUGAUGAAUUCGGGGUAAAAUGUUGGCUGGUAGAUUUAUAUUUGAAUGUUAUGCCUUCGGACGUUCUUGUUCAACUUAGAGAAGAAUCAACAAAAAGCCUUGAGUUUACUGAUGGUGAAAUAUACCGCACUCUACGUUUAUACCAGCUUUCACAGAAUAGCGCCCAAGAAAGCAAGUGGUGGGGAAGGCUUGCCUCCAAAGGUCGGCGUGAAGAUAUUAAACGCCUACAACUGAACAAGCUUCUUCUCAUUAGUCUAGACAGACUUUUGCCCUUUGUCGGGCUAUGGAAGCCCUUGAAAUCGACCCAAAUUGAAAGACUACUUAGUUUGAAGUUCCCUGAGAUUCUUUCUCGGUACAUAAAUUUAAUCUACGAAAGAUGGUCCCGGAUCUUUCGGGGGCAAUAUGCUUCAUUAUUAGAUGCCGCUUCAGUCUGUUCACUAGAGGGUAUGAUGCCUGAGUCAUCUCUGAGUGACCGAGGACUUAUCACAGAGCUUAUGGAAACUGGUCAAAUCUUUACCCAUGUCACUAGGGCCGUUGAUAGACAGGCCAUUUUGGAAGGACUUCUUUCUACUCCUGGUAGAAUUCUGUCUCUUAAGACACUAACACAAGAUACUUUAUUUCUGGACGAGCCUGCCUGGGCUCUUCGUUCCUUAUUUCCGCGAUUUAAGGGUAUCAGCUUUCGAAAGGUUAUGCGUCGUCAAUGGAAAAUGGCCCCAAAUAGCCCGUUAGAGAUUCAAAAGUCCGAGCAUGAGUACAUAACCAUGCAACACACUGAGAAUUCCUUUCCAAUGUGCAUGAUGCAGCUUUGGCUCUUCGCCCUAAGGCACUUCACGUAUCGGCAGCCCCGAUCAAAGGUUGACCGGCGUUACUCCAUGGGGUCCAUUGAAGACUAUAGUCUUGCAAAUUUAGCUCUUUUAGCUGAACGUUUAGGCUUUCAGUCAGAUCAAAUUAGAAAUCUCCGAAACGGAAAUGCGAAAAGAACGAUUGAAAAGGAAUUCGUACAGUCUAUCUGCAGAGAGGAAUUCUAUAACGUUGAGGAUUCCAAACUGCUAUCAGUAUCAAAGCAGCUGAACGGCCUCAUACGUAUCCUUCAGCGAUACCCAGAGGGAGCCGUUCACGCCACUGAUUAUACGACUGAUGACCCCAAUCAAGAGGCCACGCAUAGAUUCAACAAACCAACAAGAGAUCAAUACGAACAACAACGGCGGUAUCUAUUCUUACACCAAAUCUUCGGUUCUGGUCAACCUGCCGCACAAUUUCCAACUCCCAUCGGCGUCACAAGAGAUAUUAUGUUUUCGUUUUUUGGAAAUGAGAUUGGCAACAUGCAAACUCAAGAGACUCCUAACAACCCAGAAAGAAUCCAAGAAUCUCCUAGUGAACCAUUGGCGCAGAAUGAACAGACCCCUAACGACCCAAAGGAACAAACUCAAGGAACUCCUAGUGAGCCAAUGGCGCAGAAUGAAGAGGCUGCCACCGAGCCAAUCGACAUUUGCCAAUCUAUUAUUGACCCUAAUAUCAUGGCUGGCACUUCACCUGUUAUCCAAUACGAACCAUCCAUGGAACCGGAUCCAUCUACUUCAAAUUUCCUCGCAGGGCAGGACUCGUAUAUAGGUAACACUUCUCCCGAUGCCGCAUCAAGUCAGUAUUCACAAGGUCCAGAUGAGGCCACAAUAACAUAUGAUAUAAGCGACCCUGUCGAUAUGGAGCCUCAUCCAACAGGGACGCCCGAUGCACCUUCACCCAAUGCUGGAGAUACUCAAGACCUAUCUCAUAGGGAAUCCAAUUGGGAUGGGAUGCUUGAGCCCCCACUUGCAGCAGGAUUUGAAGAUUUAAGUUGCAUUGCCCCAAUGGAAACCAGAACAUUCAUAGCAGGGCGCCGACGGGUUCAAGAUAUUCUCGCCACAUGGUUUCAGUCGCAGAAAGAGGUCAUUGUCAUUUUCGAGUUUGAAUUCCGAGCUUAUUAUAAGUACAUGCUAGGAGGGGGACUUGGCCUGCAAACUAAGUUGGCGGAUCUUUCAAGGGACUAUGUCUUCGCCAUCAUCGAUGACUUUGGAUUUGGGACGCCGGACAUCAAUAUGACCUAUGAGAAAGCAGUAGAAAAGCGGUUAUUACUAGCUACCCGAAGAGAUAAUCCAUUCUCAAGGAAAGGGAACGAAGGGUCAGAACUAAGAGUGUCGGUAGAAGAGAUAAAGGAAUAUGUUCAGACAUACGAUAUUCAUACUGGAAAGAGGAAAGCAUAUCAUCAAGGGCCAACUGGUAAGCGCAGUCGAAAAAGAAAGGAAGAGCACGGGGAGGAAUUCCAGGGAGAGGAGGAAGUAUAG
Messenger RNA from Penicillium longicatenatum, 2694 nucleotides. RefSeq lists its product as uncharacterized. The record is from RefSeq and is a predicted model, not a curated record. NCBI's taxonomy places the organism in Eukaryota, Fungi, Ascomycota, Eurotiomycetes, Eurotiales, Aspergillaceae. The coding region runs from base 1 to 2694 and encodes 897 amino acids. The transcript has 3 exons.